AUGGUUGUUGACACACUUAGUCAAAAGAUAUGGUUAGUGGGAGAUGAAAUGACCGAAGAAGAUCAACGAAAGGCAGCCAAAGGAACAGUAUUUAUACCAUUUUCGCAAUUUCCACCCAAAAGGGUGCGCAAAGACUGCUUGUAUCACAGCACACCAGCAAUGCAGAGUCCCAGGGCACUUGAGAACGUGGAUUCCUGUGAGAAUUGGCUGCCGAGGAGAGUGAUGAGCGUAUCGCGCACGGCCAGGAUCGUACAUGGUCUGGGAGGGUGGGAGGAGCAUGAAUGUGGUUCCACCAUGUCAAACAUUGAUAAAGUUUGGGAAGCAUGUCUCAAGCAUGGAUUUCAGCCUCUGAGGAUCCCAGCUCUAUCAAAAUACCGGAUGAUCAUUUAA
Molecule: messenger RNA, 390 nt
Organism: Hibiscus syriacus
Lineage: Eukaryota; Viridiplantae; Streptophyta; Magnoliopsida; Malvales; Malvaceae
Product: very-long-chain aldehyde decarbonylase CER1-like
Exons: 2
Coding region: 1-390 (129 amino acids)
Source: RefSeq, a predicted model, not a curated record